This is a messenger RNA of Coccinella septempunctata (seven-spotted ladybird), 662 nucleotides long. RefSeq lists its product as uncharacterized. The record is from RefSeq and is a predicted model, not a curated record. The transcript has 3 exons. The coding region runs from base 165 to 605 and encodes 146 amino acids. Lineage: Eukaryota; Metazoa; Arthropoda; Insecta; Coleoptera; Coccinellidae.
AUGGAACCAAGGCUGCUCCUUUCUUGGCCAUUCGAGUCCUCCUCCAGCUCAUCGAAGAUGAAGGUCACAAGUAUCCACUCGCCAUUCCACCACUCACCAAAGGUCGCUAUGUUGAUGAUAUAUAUGGUGGUGCAGACACGAAAGAAGAACUCUCAGAAAUCGCUAUGGACCUGAAAAAUCUCUGCAUGGCGGGCGGCCUCCCCUUAGCAAAGUGGCAAUCGAACUCUCCAAGUACGCUCAAGAUGGUAACCGAGGAAGAAAUGAUACCAUCGCCGAUCUCAUUUGACGACUGUCCUACUUCAACGAAACGUCUAGGCCUCCUCUGGUAUCCUCAAGAGGAUUACUUCUCAUUCAAGAUCAACUCAAGCUCAUCUGGGUCUGUGGAACUUUGGCUCCAGAAACUGUCAUGGGACGAACCACUGUCACCUCAACUCACAGAAAGAUGGUGUAACAUCAGAGAAGAUCUCAAAUCAUUGGCCAAUGUACGAGCUCCUCGCUGGAUACACAGAUACACUCAACGACUUUGUGGACGGACUCAACAGUCUCUCUCACGUGGAUCACAUCUCACCCAGCUCGCUGGAAGGACUUUGUUUGAAACAGGGUAGAGCUCAUCCAAGAACUAACUCCAGGUGCACAAUGGAGAUACGUUUCCGGCAAGGAAA